CUAGAAUAUAGUCUGCCGUGGAUCGUCGGACCGUUCAGUCUUUUGUGUCGUUCAGUAUCAACCGAUUCGUGUGAUCGACAGCACAGCUCAAAUUUUUUUUCUUUUUUUUCUAAUUCCUUGAAGUAACUUAAAACACAAAUCAAAAUGGCUGAUGAUGAGAAAAAGGCAGCUGCUCCCGCCGCUGCACCAGCUGCGGCUGCGGCCAAACCGGCAGCGGCUGCGGCUGCGGCUCCGGCCAAACCGGCAGCGGCAGCGGCUGCUGCCAAACCGGCAGCGCCAGCCGCCAAUGGAAAGGCGCCGGCGGCCAAUGGAAAGGCGCCGGCAGCUGCGGCCGCGCCAGCCGGCCCGCCCAAGGAUCCCAACGAUCCGAAAGUGAAGGCCGAGGAGGCUAAGAAGGCUAAACAGGCUGAGAUCGAGCGCAAGCGUGCUGAGGUGCGCAAGCGCAUGGAGGAAGCCUCCAAGGCCAAGAAGGCCAAGAAGGGUUUCAUGACCCCAGAAAGGAAGAAGAAACUCAGGUUGCUGCUGCGUAAGAAAGCCGCUGAGGAGUUGAAGAAAGAACAGGAACGCAAAGCGGCUGAACGUAGACGCAUCAUUGAAGAACGUUGCGGCAGUCCCAGGAAUCUCAGUGAUGCCAGUGAAGAUACCAUUCAGAAAGUCUGUCACGACUAUCACACUAAGAUACUGAAAUUGGAAUCUGAGAAAUUCGAUCUCGAGUACGAGGUAGCCAGAAAGGAUUAUGAGAUCAACGAUCUCAAUGCCCAAGUUAACGAUCUUCGCGGCAAGUUCGUCAAGCCAGCCCUGAAGAAGGUCUCCAAAUACGAAAACAAAUUCGCCAAGCUGCAGAAGAAGGCCGCUGAGUUCAACUUCCGCAACCAACUUAAGGUCGUGAAGAAGAAGGAGUUCACACUGGAGGAGGAAGAGAAGGAGAAGAAACCCGACUGGUCCAAGGGCAAACCCGGCGAUGCCAAGGUGAAGGAGGAGGUUGAGGCCGAAGCUUAAGUGUCCACACGUCCACUAGUGUCCACUGACCCGUGACUCCCGCCCUAAACAAUAAUUGAGAUUAUUAAACAACAAUUUUCUGAAGCAAUUCAAUUUAUAUAAUUCUAUUAAAUAUAUAUCUAAAAAUAUAUAUCUCUAUAUACAUAUAUACAUGUAUAUAUCUCGCCAUAUAUAUGUGCCAUAUGAAUUUGAACAGAAUGAAGUCAAUAAACCACAACAGCAACAACUAAAA
Messenger RNA from Drosophila obscura, 1231 nucleotides. RefSeq names its product troponin I (gene wupA). Gene Ontology annotation, cellular component: troponin complex. The record is from RefSeq and is a predicted model, not a curated record. Lineage: Eukaryota; Metazoa; Arthropoda; Insecta; Diptera; Drosophilidae. The transcript has 9 exons. Bases 145 to 999 code for a protein of 284 amino acids. Gene Ontology annotation, biological process: muscle contraction.